CUCUCUCCUCCCUCUCGCCGUUCUUUUCCUCCCUCCCUCUCUCUCUGCCGGCCUCAUCGGAGAGAGUUGCAGUUCCUUCUGGGCCUGUGUGGACUAGGGGCACAACGCGGCGCCUGACUGGCAGGAGGGGAAAGCGGAGACUCCUUCAGGUUUCCAAAGAGGUCCGAGUGGACAGCGUUAGGAAAUCUUGAAGAGUCUUACACUUUUAAUCCUCCAGUCGUUAACUGUGCUAUGAGGAUAUUCUGGUGAGGUGGUGGGAGUAAAAAGCAACUAUUUUCCUCACCGUUUAUAACACAGUUAAGAAUUUGACUGACAGAAUGUUGGCACCAGCUGUGGUAGAACUGAUCAGCCUCAACUCCAAAUCUCUAUCCUGAGACAAAACAACAGGAUGUGCCUUGGAGAAGAAUCUCAGGAUAGAGUUACUUUGAUUGUGUUCCAAACCUGCAAGCUCAGAGAACUGGAAUUCACAAAGUUGAGGUGAGAAAUUCAGUGGACAGCAGAAAAAUCCACAAAGGUUCAAAGCUCUGAAAAUACUUCAUCUGAAAUUUCAGACUGGACAGACUCGCAGUGGCUUCUAAGCCAGUGAGAACAAGGCUGCCAAAGCAUGCUGGUGCCAAACUGUCGGAUGAUGCACGUAGUCAGGCCAGUGGUGGUUCUUCUGUGCUUGCUGCUCUAUGCUGAUGCUGAAACACCACCAAAGUUUACAAGAACUCCUGUUGACCAGACAGGGGUUUCAGGAGGAGUUGCCUCAUUCAUCUGCCAAGCCACAGGAGAUCCAAGACCUAAAAUUGUCUGGAACAAAAAAGGAAAGAAAGUCAGCAAUCAGAGAUUUGAGGUAAUAGAGUUUGAUGAUGGAUCUGGAUCAGUUCUCAGAAUACAACCACUGCGCACACCCCGAGAUGAAGCUAUUUAUGAAUGUGUGGCUUCCAACACUGUUGGCGAAAUAAGCGUGUCCACAAGACUAACUGUUUUACGUGAGGAUCAAAUUCCUCGAGGUUUUCCAACCAUUGAUAUGGGCCCACAGCUGAAGGUGGUUGAACGAACUCGUACAGCUACCAUGUUAUGUGCAGCCAGUGGCAAUCCUGAUCCUGAAAUAACUUGGUUCAAAGAUUUCUUACCUGUUGACACAAGCAACAACAAUGGCCGCAUCAAGCAGCUACGCUCAGAAUCUAUUGGUGGUACACCAAUAAGAGGUGCCCUCCAAAUUGAACUGAGUGAAGAAUCUGACCAAGGCAAAUAUGAGUGUGUUGCAACCAACAGUGCGGGUACACGCUAUUCUGCCCCUGCUAAUCUAUAUGUCAGAGAGCUGCGAGAAGUUCGACGGGUCCCACCAAGGUUCUCUAUACCCCCAACAAAUCAUGAGAUCAUGCCUGGCGGGAGUGUAAAUAUCACCUGUGUUGCGGUGGGAUCACCAAUGCCAUAUGUGAAAUGGAUGCUUGGAGCAGAAGAUUUGACACCUGAAGAUGAUAUGCCAAUAGGGAGAAACGUCCUUGAGCUUAAUGAUGUCAGACAGUCUGCAAACUAUACUUGCGUUGCUAUGUCUACCCUUGGUGUUAUAGAAGCAAUAGCACAGAUAACUGUCAAAGCCUUACCCAAACCUCCUGGAACACCUGUGGUGACAGAAAGCACAGCAACUAGCAUAACAUUGACUUGGGAUUCUGGAAACCCUGAGCCAGUUUCUUACUACAUAAUCCAACACAAACCCAAAAACUCCGAGGAGCCAUAUAAAGAAAUUGAUGGGGUGGCCACAACACGUUACAGCGUGGCUGGCCUAAGCCCAUAUUCAGAGUAUGAAUUUCGGGUAGUUGCUGUAAAUAACAUUGGGCGAGGGCCACCCAGCGAGCCUGUGUCAACACGGACUUCAGAACAAGCACCUUCAAGUGCACCACGCAAUGUACAGGCCCGAAUGCUGAGCUCCACCACCAUUCUGGUACAGUGGGAAGAACCAGAAGAACCUAAUGGGCAAAUACAAGGUUACAGAGUUUAUUACACCAUGGACCCCACUCAACACGUCAACAGCUGGAUGAAGCACAAUGUGGCUGACAGCCAUAUUACCACUAUUGGGAAUCUUGUACCCCAGAAAACAUACUCUGUGAAGGUUCUUGCUUUUACUUCUGUUGGGGAUGGACCACUUUCUAGUGACAUUCAAGUCAUCACUCAAACAGGAGUGCCUGGUCAACCACUGAACUUCAAAGCAGAACCUGAGUCUGAAACAAGCAUACUGCUUUCCUGGACACCUCCACGGUCUGAUACCAUUUCCAGCUAUGAACUGGUUUACAAAGAUGGGGAGCAUGGGGAGGAACAACGUGUUUCCACUGAACCCACGACAUCGUAUCGUCUGCAAGGCUUGAGGCCAAACAGCCUGUACUUGUUCCGCCUAGCUGCACGGUCUCCUCAAGGCCUGGGUGCCUCAACAGCAGAAAUCUCAGCCAGAACCAUGCAGUCAAAGCCAUCAGCUCCUCCUCAAGACAUUAGUUGCACAAGCCCCAGCUCCACUAGCAUUUUGGUAAGUUGGAAACCUCCACCGGUGGAAAAACAGAAUGGCAUUAUCACUGCAUACUCCAUCAAGUACAUUGGAAUUGAUGGAGAAGAUGUCAAGCCCCAUGAAAUUUUGGGAAUUUCCUCGGACAGUACCCAGUACCUUUUGGAACAGCUGGAAAAGUGGACUGAGUACCGGAUCUCUGUGACUGCUCACACUGAUGUUGGACCUGGCCCAGAGAGCUUAGCAGUAUUGAUUCGGACAGAUGAAGAUGUUCCUAGUGGUCCUCCUCGCAAAGUCGAGGUGGAGGCUGUCAACUCCACUGCUGUUAGAGUGUCGUGGCGCUCGCCUGUGCCCAAUAAGCAGCACGGCCAGAUACGAGGCUACCAGGUCCACUACGUCCGGAUGGAGAACGGGGAGCCAAAGGGCCAGCCCAUGCUAAAAGACAUCAUGCUGGCAGAUGCACAGUGGGAAUAUGAUGAUACUGCUGAACAUGAAAUGAUAAUUUCUGGGCUUCAGCCUGAAACUACAUACUCUUUCACUGUGACAGCCUAUACAACUAAAGGUGACGGAGCACGCAGCAAACCCAAACUUGUAUCUACUACUGGUGCAGUUCCAGGCAAACCUCGGCUUGUGAUUAGCCACACACAGAUGAACACGGCGCUAAUUCAGUGGCAUCCUCCAGUGGAAACUUUUGGCCCGCUGCAGGGUUAUCGCCUGAAGUUUGGUCGCAAAGACAUGGAUACAUUAACGACCAUGGAGUUCUCAGAGAAGGAAGAUCACUUCACAGCCACAGACAUUCACAAAGGAGCUUCUUAUGUCUUCAGGCUCUCAGCUAGAAAUAAAGUGGGCUUUGGGGAGGAGAUGGUUAAAGAGAUUUCUGUUCCUGAAGAGGUACCCAGUGGAUUUCCCCAAAAUCUCCACUCGGAAAGCUCUACUUCUACAUCAGUUCAAUUAACUUGGCAGAUGCCACUCUUGGCAGAAAGAAAUGGCAUUAUCACCAAAUACACCAUCUUGUACAGAGAUAUCAAUGUUGCUUACCAGCCAAUUGAACUCCCUGUUGUUCCUGCUGAUACCACUAUGACACUUUCUGGCUUAAAACCAGAUACCACUUAUGAUGUAAAAGUACGUGCCCACACAAGCAAAGGGCCUGGUCCAUAUAGUCCAAGUGUCCAGUUCAGGACACUACCCGUGGAUCAAGUGUUUGCAAAAAAUUUUCAUGUUAAAGCAGUAAUGAAGACUUCUGUUUUGCUGUCCUGGGAAAUUCCAGAAAACUAUAAUUCGGCUUUGCCUUUCAAAAUCCUUUAUGAUGAUGGGAAAAUGGAGGUUGAUGGACGUGCUACUCAAAAGCUGAUCACAAACUUGAAGCCAGAGACAUCAUAUUCAUUUGUCCUGACAAACAGAGGGAAUAGUGCUGGUGGCCUUCAGCACAGAGUAACCGCAAAGACUGCCCCAGACGUGCUUCGCACAAAGCCAGUCUUCAUUGGAAAGACCAAUUUAGAUGGCAUGAUAACUGUGGAACUUCCAGAAGUACCCUCAAAUGAGAAUAUAAAAGGCUAUUACAUAGUUAUUGUGCCUUUGAAGAGGUCCCGUGGAAAGUUUAUCAAACCAUGGGAGAGUCCAGAUGAAAUGGAAUUAGAUGAGCUGCUUAAGGAGAUAGCUAGGAAACGCAGAAGCAUUCGUCUUGGGAGAGAAGUUGAAUUAAAGCCAUAUAUUGCAGCUCACUUUGAAGUUCUUCCUACAGAAUUCACAUUGGGGGAUAAGAAGCAUUAUGGUGGAUUUGAGAAUAAGCAACUGCAGAGUGGUCAAGAAUACGUCUUCUUUGUGUUGGCUGUAAUGGAGCACUCAGAAUCUACCAUGUAUGCAACAAGCCCAUAUUCAGAUCCUGUUGUGUCAAUGGAUCUUGAUCCCCAGCCAAUUACAGAUGAGGAAGAAGGCUUGAUUUGGGUUGUUGGACCAGUGCUUGCAGUGGUGUUUAUCAUCUGUAUUGUUAUUGCUAUACUUCUUUAUAAAAGUAAACCUGACAGGAAGAGGGCAGAAUCUGAUUCUAGAAAGAGCAGCAUACCCAACAGCAAGGAGGUCCCCUCUCACCAUCCCACAGAUCCAGUGGAGCUGCGACGCCUUAACUUCCAAACUCCGGGUAUGGCCAGUCAUCCCCCAAUACCUAUUUUGGAACUUGCAGAUCACAUUGAAAGAUUGAAAGCAAAUGACAAUUUGAAGUUCUCACAGGAGUAUGAGUCUAUUGAUCCUGGUCAGCAGUUCACAUGGGAACACUCUAACCUGGAAGUAAACAAACCAAAGAAUAGAUAUGCGAAUGUAAUUGCAUAUGACCAUUCUCGUGUUCUACUCUCAGCAAUAGAAGGCAUACCAGGCAGCGACUAUAUCAAUGCCAAUUACAUAGAUGGAUACAGGAAGCAGAAUGCAUAUAUAGCAACGCAGGGGGCACUGCCAGAAACCUUUGGUGACUUCUGGAGAAUGAUGUGGGAACAACAAGGUGCAACAGUCGUCAUGAUGACAAAACUAGAGGAGAGGUCCAGGGUGAAGUGUGAUCAAUACUGGCCAAGCAGAGGCACAGAAACAUAUGGAUUAAUUCAAGUGACCCUUUUAGAUACUGUUGAAUUGGCAACAUACUGUGUUCGUACAUUUGCACUUCACAAGAACGGCUCAAGUGAGAAAAGGGAAGUGAGGCAAUUCCAGUUCACUGCCUGGCCUGACCAUGGUGUCCCAGAACACCCAACACCAUUCUUAGCUUUUCUGCGACGAGUCAAGACUUGCAACCCACCUGAUGCUGGACCUAUGGUUGUGCAUUGCAGUGCUGGAGUCGGCAGGACUGGCUGUUUCAUUGUGAUAGAUGCCAUGUUAGAGAGAAUAAAGCAUGAAAAGACUGUAGAUAUUUAUGGCCAUGUAACUCUAAUGAGAGCACAGAGGAAUUACAUGGUUCAAACUGAGGACCAAUACAUCUUUAUCCAUGAUGCACUACUGGAAGCAGUGACAUGUGGAAAUACCGAAGUGCCAGCCAGAAACCUGUAUGCAUAUAUCCAGAAGCUGACACAGAUAGAAACAGGCGAGAAUGUCACAGGAAUGGAACUGGAGUUUAAGCGUCUUGCUAGCUCUAAGGCUCACACUUCAAGAUUCAUCAGUGCCAAUCUUCCAUGUAAUAAAUUCAAAAAUCGCCUUGUCAACAUUAUGCCAUAUGAAUCCACAAGGGUAUGCUUGCAGCCUAUCCGAGGAGUAGAAGGCUCUGAUUAUAUUAAUGCCAGUUUCAUUGAUGGAUACAGACAACAAAAAGCUUACAUAGCUACACAGGGUCCUUUAGCAGAAACAACUGAAGACUUCUGGAGAAUGCUCUGGGAACAUAACUCUACAAUUGUGGUCAUGCUCACUAAACUACGAGAAAUGGGCAGAGAAAAAUGCCAUCAGUACUGGCCUGCAGAGCGCUCAGCCAGAUAUCAGUAUUUUGUGGUAGAUCCAAUGGCAGAGUACAACAUGCCACAGUAUAUUCUGAGGGAAUUCAAGGUUACAGAUGCAAGGGAUGGUCAGUCCCGAACAGUGAGGCAGUUCCAGUUCACUGACUGGCCAGAACAAGGAGUGCCAAAGUCUGGAGAAGGAUUUAUUGAUUUCAUAGGCCAAGUACAUAAAACAAAAGAGCAAUUUGGUCAGGAUGGACCAAUUUCUGUUCAUUGCAGUGCGGGUGUUGGAAGGACUGGAGUAUUCAUAACCCUGAGCAUUGUGUUAGAAAGAAUGAGAUAUGAAGGUGUUGUAGACAUCUUCCAGACUGUCAAAAUGUUAAGGACACAGCGGCCAGCCAUGGUACAGACAGAGGAUCAAUACCAGUUCUGCUAUCGAGCCGCACUGGAGUAUCUGGGCAGCUUUGAUCACUAUGCAACAUAAAAACCCAUUGUGGAUUUUUAUUGCAGGCCCUUUAAGAUCCAGAGAGCCGCUUCUGAGCCAUACAAUGUGCUUUAGAAGUACUUCUUAACUCUUAGCUAAGGAGCAAUUAUUGGGGAUAUAUAAAAUAAAAAAUAAUAAAAAAAAAAAAACAAAUGAACAAAGUAUUGGGGAUAUAUAAAACAAAAAAACAACAAAAAAAAACCCCACCCAACAAGAAGUAUUCCAUGUGGACCAAGAAUUCACAGUUUAAUAACCUAACCAUAAUAAAAGAAUCCUGACCACUGAGGCGUCUGAAGGAUCUCAUUUACAGAUACCUCAAGGGUUCGACAUUGGUUGAAGUUAAAGGGAAGAGGAAAUUUAAUCAGAAAGAGUGAUCAUCUUAUUCAGGAUUACAUUAUUUUGCAAAGAGGAGUUUUGAGAACUGCAGUUCAGUGCAAGAUGUUUGUGGCAAGGUUGGGUUCUGGCUUCUCAAACAAAGCAGACUCUUUACUUCAACAUCACCGUUUCCCAUAAUACUGCUCAUCAUAACACUUAAGGGAAAAUGUGGGAAUGUUUAAAAAGAAAGUCCUUGACUUAGUUUUUUAGUAUUGUAAAGAUACUGCUGACCUGUGCUUCAUUUUUAACUGUGUAAACUUUUUCCUUUUUUUAACAAGAGUUUAUCAUUCAAUGAAGUGAAUUAAAGAAAAGGUUGCAUAACUGUUAAUAUUUUGGUUUAAAACUGUAGAUUUUUUUUUAAGCUGUAGAACUGUUAUCUGUAAUAUUGUGCUGUAGAAAUGUUAGAUACUUUGAAAAUUUGCACAUUUUUGUGCAGUCCUACAGUACCACAGUCUUGUUAGAUAUGAAUUUUGUAGCUUUAUUUGGGUUUUUUUCCUUUAAGAAAAUAUUCAUUGUAAUCAGUUACAUCAAAAUGGGGCUUUUGGUUUAUUUUGGAAUCAACAGGGAGGCGCAAAGUAUAAAGAUGCUGCUAGCACAUACACACACACGCACACAUAUGCACAUGCACACUCACACCCUCUCUUUUAUAUAUAUAUAUAUAUGUAUUACUGUCUACCCUUUUUUGACUCUGUAUAGUUGCAGAGAAUACAGAUGGAUUCAGAUGCAGUUUCACACACAUGCACAUAAACAUAGCAAUCCUUACAUACCUGGAUUUAUGAAUGCAUUGGGAAAGUUUUUCCACAUACUACAAUUAUAUCAAACUACAAUUUGAUCAUCCCUGCAUUUUUAAGAUCCAUAAACUUCUGUUUCAAAGGGAAGUGAGGAAUGCACAUCAUUGAUAUUUGAAUGCCAUUUCUAUCCCAAAUAAUAUUUCUAUCCACAUUUCCACUUGAACACACACACAUAUGCACACAUACAGAGCACACACAUGCACACACGCACACAGAGUAUGUGAUUUAGGCUUCAAGUGAAGUUCAAUAUUUGUAACACUAUAGUGCAAUAAGAAAUCAUAUUAUUAAAUGUAGGAGGUGUGCAUGUGGGAAAGGUCAGUGCAUAUCCCUUUAGGAGGGGAGAAUGUUGUAAUAUACUAGGUAUUAAGAUGUUUUAAAAUUGUAUUCAAUAGUAUACUGUCUAUAGUGUGCGCUAUAUAAUUUACAUUUAUCGUAUGUAACAGGGCAAAGCCAAACACACAUUGCUCUGUGAAAUCAAACAUUUUGUGGCAUAUAGCAUUGUUUGGGGAUGCUGGGGUUUAUUUUAAUUUUACAUUUAGAGUGCCUUAUAUUUGAUGCCUAUUUUGAAUAGUAUUUCUUUAAGUUAGCCUUCAUUUGUAUUUAGUUUAGUUCGUUUAUAUCUCUGUUGUUCUUUUCAAACAUUUUAAUACAUGUACCAGACAAUUUUGAAAAAUAUGCAUUUCCAGUUUCUAAUCAAGUAUGGAUGGUAAUAAAUGAUAACCCAAAACACAUAGGUAGUCAAGGCCCUUUAUCUUUCCAUAUUUCUAAUAAGAGAAUAACCUACAAGUUGGAAAUCUAUUUCUGGUUGGCUUUUCAAACCCACUUUGUCACUGGUUUUAGUGUUAUCUGUCACUGCCAAGCUGCAGCAGCAGAGUAGCAGUAGUUGACAUCAGCAGUGCUUCUGCAUCUUCUUUUUUUUUUUUUUUUUUUCCUUUUUCUGUUUCUUUUUUAUUUUUUUUCAAAUUUAUAUCUGGCCAAGUCCUACUCAUUCACUUGUGUCAACAGAUUGCUAAAGUCAAACCCUUGCUUUCAGUGGGAAGGUUCAUAGGUUUAUGCAAGGCUAGCAAGCCUGAGCCCACAUGACAUAUUGGAGAUUGACAGAUUUUAUUCCAGGAAAAAGGAAAAUUCUCUAAACAGCACAAAGUACUUUUUGAGACUCUUUCUAGAAUGCCAUUUACAUUGACCUUGGUCACCAUGUGUUCUGCCGUUGUUAGUACAUCAGGAUCAAAGGAUGCUUUCUUUGGGCUUUCAAAUAGGAGCAUUGCUGUGGCUUCUCCAUGUGGCCUCAACAUUUUUAGUUCUUCUUCCAAUUUUCCCACUCCUAUGAGAAAUAAAAAUAAGAAAGACCAAACUCCAGCAAUUGUAUUUGAGCACUUUUGUAAUGAAAAAAACCCAAACCAAAAAAAAUCAAAACAGAAAUAUAACUCUCUCUCUCUCUCUCUCUCUCUCUCUCUCUCUCUCUCUAUAUAUAUAUAUAUAUAUAUGGAAUAGAAGUAUUAUAGAAGGCUACCUCAGAAUGAGAUUCUAUAAUUUACAUCUGAACCAGAGAAGAAUGUGCACUGUGUUUGUUUAUUUUCUUCUUUCUUGGUUUAUAUGUUGAAAUAAUUAUUGAAAUGCCAGGUUAUAUAUUGUGGUCAUAUUCUUCAACUAAAAUACAGAAAAUCAGAAAUAGAAAAAAAAGUGUCAUUUCAAAAACAUAGACUAAGGUACGUUCCUGCACACUAAAUCUGUACAAAGAUCAGUGCAUUUUCCAUAGCAGACUGUCUUGAAAACUCCAACAAAAAUAAAGGAGUAAAAGAAAUACAAAAAAGCAGAGCCAAUUUGUGAGAAAAACUGUUGUACAACUGAGUACUUCUUUCAGGGUUUUGUUUCUUAUGAUAGGUCUUAGCAUCAUUGAUGUGCAUUCCACUUUCUGUAUUCUAAUAUAUGCAUCUACAGUUAAUUUAAAUUGUGAGCAUUUUUGUCUACAUACAUCAUACAUUUCCAAGCUUAAAAUUGGUUUCAUCAGCAUAACCAGUACGGUGCUAUUAUUUACGUUUCUAUGUGUAGUUAUGUCUAAUUUUGUAAUUAGUUGCAAUGGGGAAAAAAACACAAAAUAUAUAAAAAUGAUUUAUACAAAACUUUAAUUUAGCUCUUUUUUAAAAAUUUAUUUGAGUGGUUAGAUAGUGGAGAAGAUGGCUGGGGAAAGGAGUGACCUUCUAAGGAGAUUUGCACUUUCUAUAUAUACCUUUGUACUAUGCACUGCCCUAUUGAUUCUACACCCAAUAAUAAUUUGAACCCAUCUGUAAGAAAUUGCCUACAAAAUCCACUUGUAUGUAUUUAAAAGACACAGAACAUGUAUAAAAAAGCAACUGGUUUUUUUUUCCUUUUAUUCUCUCCCAUUUUUAUUUAUGUUUCUUUUUCUUCUUUUUUUUUUUUUUAUUUUUUUUCCCCUUGGUGCCCUGAUACUCCACAGAUAUCAGAAGGCUGCAGGUCUCAUUAUAACCAUCCGUUAUGUGGCUUUGCCAUUCAAGCUUGGAGUGUCUUUACAAAGAUAAUAAAAACUUGUGUUCUUUGCUCUUGUUUUGGAUGCAUAGACUGAAAAACUUUAAAAAUUUACCUUGUAAAAUGGCUUGUUAAAAAAGAUACAAUUACCUCUAAUUAGUAGUACGCAUAAAUGUUUUACAGAAUGAAAGGCGUGCUUUUUAUUUUCUUACUUCGUUACAUUGGUGGCAAAAGGAAGUCUGUAUGAAAAUCAGUUCUUUGCUGACACAAGUUCCAUUUGUUACAGAUGAAUUCUAAUAAAAUGUCAGUGUUAUGCA
Molecule: messenger RNA, 10337 nt
Organism: Lonchura striata (white-rumped munia)
Lineage: Eukaryota; Metazoa; Chordata; Aves; Passeriformes; Estrildidae
Source: RefSeq, a predicted model, not a curated record